AUGUCUUGGCUUUGGCUGCCACAAGAUCUCUACUGUGAGCUCCCCCAGUCUGAUGGCCACUUUCUUGGGAAAGUUACGAGGAUGACGGUGCCAGCAAAGCGGAUCUCAUCAUUCAGCACAUGUCACCCAGCGUUGAUAUUGAAGGACACCGGCAUCGACAAGAGGUCAGAGGUCCUCCUCCACCGUGACACUCCUUUGGCGAAUCCCCUCUUCGAGAUGGACGACAUCGACUCCACAGUCAUCGAGACGUCGAGCAGCCCGAAACACGAGAUCCGCCCCGAGCAGAUUAUCAGCCUCAUUAUCGCACCUAUAUCGUCUUGCCUCCUGGCAUACCUACUUCUUGUGUUAUUCACCUACCUCUUCUCGUGCCUUUUCGUCUUCGGAUCAUGGGUCUUCCAGCUUUUAUUUCUGGCUGAGCUUCGCAUGGAUUUCAUACCAUGUUCAGCUGCGGGCAUACUGUGUCUGACUGCCUACGUCGUAAUCAAACUCGUCUACCUUUUCAUGGUUGAUAAAGCGCAUGUUAUCCGAGGCACUACCAAGUCUCGUCUCAAGUCCAAAUUGUAUGUAUUCAAUGCGUUUGUCAUGCUGGCUGUAUACGGCAUUAUAGCAACGUUCAACUUUGUCUCUCGAGGGUCUCGGUACGACAAGGAAAAUGAUGUCUGCAGUAUCGGACUGGAACGCACCAUCCUGUUGCCCGUCAUUUUCUUUGACGCUGUUGUCAACGUGUAUCUGACGUCUCUGUUCUUGUUUCCACUACUGAGAUUACACUCGAUUCAAAUAUCGAUGAUGAAGCCAUGGACGAUGCAUGAGAAUACCCUUCAUUUCUCACGAGUUCCGCCCAACGUAAGGCUACGGAGACUCGCAUUACGAACGUUUGCCGGUGUUAUCGGCACAUUGGCCAUUAGCAUUGCCAACCUAUCAGUGUUGGUCGCUCUGGAAGGCGAGAUAGUUUGGCUUUGCCUCACCUGUUGCAAUACGGACAUUCUCUUCACCGCAUUUGUCAUUCAUUGGAUCAACUCUAGCGGCAAAGCUACUCCAAUAUCCAAUGUCGAAGUUGCUCCUACCCCAGCCCCGCCGCCACCAUCAAUAGAGCUGGGCGAAAAAGAAGUUGUGACCUUCACUGAAAUAUUUGAUCAACGACGAAAGUCGUACGACGACCACGAGCCAUAG
Molecule: messenger RNA, 1170 nt
Organism: Colletotrichum costaricense
Lineage: Eukaryota; Fungi; Ascomycota; Sordariomycetes; Glomerellales; Glomerellaceae
Exons: 10
Coding region: 1-1170 (389 amino acids)
Source: RefSeq, a predicted model, not a curated record